Messenger RNA from Myotis brandtii (Brandt's bat), 2057 nucleotides. It is a transcript of the gene P4HA2, whose product is annotated as prolyl 4-hydroxylase, alpha polypeptide II. The record is from RefSeq and is a predicted model, not a curated record. Gene Ontology annotation, molecular function: iron ion binding; protein binding; L-ascorbic acid binding. Gene Ontology annotation, cellular component: endoplasmic reticulum. Gene Ontology annotation, biological process: peptidyl-proline hydroxylation to 4-hydroxy-L-proline. The transcript has 14 exons. NCBI's taxonomy places the organism in Eukaryota, Metazoa, Chordata, Mammalia, Chiroptera, Vespertilionidae.
CCUGUCACCAAAUACCUUGCAGACACUGCCCUUUGUGACCAUGAAACUCCAGGUGUCCGUGUUGCUGGUGGCCUGGUUUGGCGUCCUGGGCUGUGUGCAGGCUGAAUUCUUCACCUCUAUCGGGCACAUGACAGACCUGAUUUACGCAGAGAAGGACCUGGUGCAGUCUCUGAAGGAGUACAUCCUUGUGGAGGAAGCCAAGCUCUCCAAGAUUAAGAGCUGGGCCAGCAAAAUGGAAGCCCUGACCAGCAAGUCGGCUGCUGACCCCGAGGGCUACCUGGCCCACCCUGUGAAUGCCUACAAACUGGUAAAGAGGCUGAACACAGAGUGGUCCACGCUGGAGGACCUUGUCCUGCAGGACUCCGCUGCAGGUUUUAUUGCCAACCUCUCAGUACAGCGGCAGUUCUUCCCCACUGACGAGGAUGAAACGGGAGCCGCCAAGGCCCUGAUGAGGCUUCAGGACACAUACAAGCUGGACCCAGACACGAUUUCCAAAGGGGAACUCCCAGGAACCAAGUACCAGGCAGUGAUGAGUGCAGACGACUGCUUUGGGAUGGGCCGCUCAGCCUACAACGAAGGGGACUAUUACCACACGGUGCUGUGGAUGGAGCAGGUGCUGAAGCAGCUGGAUGCUGGGGAGGAGGCCGUCACCACCAAGGCCCAGGUGCUGGACUACCUGAGCUACGCUGUCUUCCAGUUGGGCGACCUGCGCCGCGCCCUGGAGCUCACCCGCCGCCUGCUCUCCCUUGGUAAGAAGGUUAGGGGAAGGUCAGAUCGGCUGAGGUGGGGUGGGAGGGAGCCGCUGCUGGACACAGGGUGUGAGACCAGGGUCUGCAGCCAGCCAGCCUGGGACAGGGCUUAGGACUCACUCGGCUCAGGGCUGCUGCUCUGUGCUCCGCAGACACCCAAGAGGCAGAAGAGGCUUUUCUGUAGGUACCACGAUGGCAACGGGACGCCACAGCUGCUCAUCGCCCCCUUCAAAGAGGAGGACGAGUGGGACAGCCCGCACAUCGUCAGGUACUACGACGUCAUGUCUGACGAGGAAAUCCAGAGGAUCAAGGAGAUCGCAAAACCCAAACUUGCACGAGCCACUGUUCGUGAUCCCAAGACAGGCGUCCUCACUGUUGCCAGCUACAGGGUUUCCAAAAGCUCCUGGCUGGAGGAGGACGAUGAUCCCGUUGUGGCUCGAGUGAACCGUCGGAUGCAGCACAUCACAGGGCUAACAGUAAAGACUGCAGAAUUGUUGCAGGUUGCUAAUUAUGGAAUGGGAGGACAGUACGAGCCACACUUUGACUUCUCUAGGCGACCUUUUGACAGCGGCCUCAAAACAGAGGGGAAUAGGUUAGCGACGUUUCUUAACUAUAACGAUGAGCAAGAUGUUUUCAAGCAUUUAGGGACGGGGAACCGUGUGGCCACAUUCUUAAACUACAUGAGCGAUGUAGAAGCUGGUGGUGCCACCGUCUUUCCUGAUCUGGGGGCUGCAAUUUGGCCGAAGAAGGGCACAGCAGUAUUCUGGUACAACCUCUUGCGGAGUGGGGAAGGUGACUACCGAACGAGACACGCAGCUUGCCCUGUGCUUGUGGGCUGCAAGUGGGUCUCCAAUAAGUGGUUCCAUGAACGAGGACAGGAGUUCUUGAGGCCAUGUGGAUCAACAGAAGUUGACUGACAUCCUUUUCUGCCCAUCCUCUUCCUGGUCCCACAGCCUUUUGUCUUCAAGUUCAACGUGACAAACACCUUUGUAUGUUCCAGCCCCUGUCAGGCGGGUCUUUGGAGAAGUGAAUGUCUGCUGGAGCAGACCAAGAGGAUAGGGGAAAGUCCUGGGUGACCUCGGUCCCAGCCUUUCUGGUCAGCCGGUGCCAUCUCGGGUCAGAGUGGGUGCAGCAGUCAGGCUGUCUGGCACCUAGCAAGGUGCCUUUGUACCUCAGAUGCUUUAGGUGUGAGAUGUUUCAGUGAACCAAAGUUCUGAUACCUUGUUUACAUGUUUGUUUUUAUGCAUUUCUAUUAAUGUGGCUUUAACCAAAAAAAAUAAAAUGUCCCUGCCAGAAGCCUUAAAGUGC